Esox lucius (northern pike) is the source of this 1734-nucleotide messenger RNA. Its product is annotated as nuclear GTPase SLIP-GC-like. Gene Ontology annotation, molecular function: GTPase activity. NCBI's taxonomy places the organism in Eukaryota, Metazoa, Chordata, Actinopteri, Esociformes, Esocidae. The record is from RefSeq and is a predicted model, not a curated record. The coding region runs from base 155 to 985 and encodes 276 amino acids. The transcript is spliced from 12 exons.
UAACUGUCUUCCCCUUAACAACAUACUAUUUCAUGUAAAAAAGUGUGUAUAAUACUGACUAUGUUGAGUUGGAUUUCAGACAGACAGCAAAGAAGAGGUGUGCCAGGUUUUGGAACAGAGGCUUGAACACAACCUUAAAUCCAUUGUUCAAUACAUGGAAAAGCCUUAUAAUACUUUCGACCAAUGUCUCUCCAAAGGAGUUCAACAGUCAGAAGAUUCAUGCGAGACAUUAAUGAAUAAAGUCUGGAAAUCAUGUCGUGGACAAUAUGGAAUAGUGAGGUGUUUAUGCGAGAAUAAUGGCAUUUACAAACCAAAAGGAAAAAAGAACAAGCGGAAGGAAAUUAACGUCAAUGAGAGUUUAGCCUCAUGCAUGAGAAGUUGCAUUGAUGAAGAGUUUACAUAUUUUUUCCCAAAUGACAAAUGUGGCCCAAUCAGGAAAAAGAUUGAAGACUUCACCCUUGACACAAACAGCUUGGUUGAGAAGCACAAGAGUGUGUCACUGCAUCUGAAAUUCCUUAAUACAGAGGAAAAAAAGUUGAAGACACAACUAAUCCGUGACCUGCUUGACAAAAAGAAACAGAUCUACUUCACUCUACCUGACUCGAUCAAGGACUCUAUGCAUGUAUCCUAUACAAAUGCAUCAAUGCAUACAGGAAAAGGUUCUCUGCAAAGGAUGAAAGAUGAGCUACAUCUGAACAUAAAGAAAGCAAAUAUUUUCCGGAAGGCCAAGAAAGAUAUGAUGGAUGGUUUAACUAAACUGAAGGAUCACAUGGUGAUGCAGCUGAAGUAUAAACUAGAAGAAUCAAUCAGGAUGUCACUCCAUACUCCCAACAGCUCGUUCCUCCCAGAUGUCACUGAGGAUUAUAACAAGAUUAAGGAGCUGAUGGUUUGCUCUAGUACAAUACCAGUGGCUACAAUAUGGUACCCUCACACUGAAUUUCAGUGUCAGACUGUAGAGGGACAGACGAAUGUGCAGGAGCCAUGAAUUAUAACUAGUCAACAUAUCCGCAGUCCUACUUAUAGGCUCCAGUGCCCUGAGGCAGGUCUUUUCCAGUGUGGUUUAACUGGACUGGUGUUUGAGAUGGCUGGGAAGGGAGAUGUUUGUGUCAAAAUGAGUCAAUGGGACACCAGUGUCCUGGGCUCCAUGACUCCAGCAGGACCCCUAUUCAGCAUCAGCUGCCCUGCAGUCCUCCAACUGCAUCUCCCACACUGUAUGUGUGACGAUGAAGAAGUCUUAUCAGUGGCUCAUUUUACUGGUGGCACAAUGGAGAUUGUGAAGCCACUCAAGACAACUGCCUCCCACGUGGUUGUAAACAUCCCAAACCCUUCCCUGGUUGGCCUCAUCAGAUGUGGUUUGUCUACACUGCCUGUCCAAAGCCGGGUGCUGCUGUUCCUCUGCCCACAAGGGAACACAAACCAAAACGGGAUGCUGAAUGUCUUUUUGUUGCCGAAGAAUGUGCCGACCUUUGAGGUGAUACAUCAACAGAAGAGGAGUACUUUCAUUCAAACCAGUUCUGAAUGCACUUUGAGUCCUGGAAGAAAAUAUGGUCUCUGUUGUGAGCUGGUGGACUAUAACAUACAUCUAAAAAGCAGGACGUUUGAUGGUGACUUCAGCCCAAACUUUCUACCCACAUUUCAGGUGUAUUUGGAAUGUAUUUCAGAUGCCAAGAACAUGAACCUGACCCUUUUAGACAGAAAGACUAAUGACCAGAAAGUGUGGGAGUGUGUGGUACA